AUGCUCGAACCCGCAGAGCAAUGCAGCAGGGGCACUGAAUCAGGCGAGCAUGAAAUCGUCGAUUACAUGGACAAUAUGGACGGUAGCCUGCACCCAGCCCUAGCACAUGGUCCGGUCUUGGACCCAAACACGGGCCUCUGGGUGAGGAGGAGGUCCCCGUCCCCCGUUCAACUCGACUUCCAGGACCUAUACAGCGAGUGCUUUAAUGCACGGGAUGCGCUGGUCGCCACGGCCAACAAGUACCUCGCCAGAACCAGCCAGAGUUCCGUCGACAUAGAGCUGAGCUACGACUGGGCGUCGGUCCAAACCGCUCUUGAGAGGGCUUGCAAGGUCUUUACCGCGCUGAUCCCGAACGACCUCAUGUUCUCGUCCGCCCUGUGCGGCGGCCUCAACAUCAUCUUCAGCGCUCUAGAGCAGACUGGCUUCCACCGCGAGGCCGUCUACAAGGCCCUCGAGAGGCUCCCGCAGAUCUUGGGCGACCACGACGGCUACAUCGAGAUUGCCGCCGACGAUGCGGAACUGCACCGCCGGACAGCCAAGCUGUAUGCCGAGGUCUUGGCCGGAGCAAAGCGACUGCUCAACCCGUCCGGCUUCACCACCAAGCUCGACGACCGCAUGAGCGAGGUCAAGCUGGCGACCAAGAGCUUCAAGAACCACAUUGCGCGCAUGAUGCCACAGCGGCAAAACGAGCUCAUUCAACUGCAGAGCCACGGCCUGUACCAGCAUGCCCUGAUGUCGCGCCAGCUCGGCGAGAUUAGUUUCGACCUUAAGGACCUCAGGCGUCUGGUGAUGUCGGUGGAGCGCGAGGAUAUUCUCGACGGCGUGCGAGCCGAGGUCUUCCAAAGCCUGCAGCCUGUUCUGCAAGACAGCAUGAAACGACUCAUAGCAGAGCACGCCACGGGCUUGAUCCAGGCGGGCGGUAUCUCCCCAGGCCCAGCCACACCACUCUCCCCGCCAUCUCCAGCAGCACCACCAACCCCAAGCCCCAAAGUGACACUCAACCGAAUCCUCAAGACAUUCCUCUACGACCGCACCCUCGUCCCCACCGACAUCUCCGCACUGCUAGCCCUCGGCUCGCCCAGAAUCGGGCCCACACAGCUCGACACAGACCGGCUGCACGCGCUGCAGAACAACGCCCGGCUGCGCGCAUGGCUGACGAUCGACGAGCCGUCCGCACUACUCCUAGACGGCGGAGCGAGCGACGCGCAGUGCAACACAACAUCGUAUUUCGCCGCGCACGUCAUCGACUCGCUGCGGCGCCGGCACCAAACCUGGAGCAGCAGCAGCACUGACCCGCCGAUCACGGCCAUCACGCUCGCUUACUUCUGCAGCCAGCACCGCGACUACCGGCGCGACGCGGCCGGUAGUCCCGCCGAGCUCGCACUGUCGCUGCUGCUGCAACUCGUCGACAGGCACCGCGGGUUUGGCGAGGCUGCGCUGUGCGACGUGCUGCAGCGAGUGGUGCCGGACGAUGUUGGCAGUGUCGUGCGCGCGCUGGGCCGGCUGGUGCGCGCGCUCCCGCCGAGCGCAGUGCUCUUCGUCGUCGUCGACGGACUCAGCUUCUUUGCUCCGCCGCCUAAGCGGCGGGCGGGCACACGCGAGGUAGUUCGGUGGUUGCUGCAGAAUGUUUGUGCUCGGCAGCGCUCGCAGUCGCGGGCGCUGGGGGAGGAUGGGUGUGAGGGGCGGGGCGGGCCCACGGUCAAGCUGCUUGUUGCUGGCCCGACCAGGCUUAGGUUUGUCGAGGACUUGUUUGAACGGGACGAGAGGGUCCAUAUCCCUGCGGACCCCCCGCCACUAGGUGUCGAUCGGGAUGCAUUAUGUUGA
Messenger RNA from Lasiosphaeria miniovina, 1824 nucleotides. RefSeq lists its product as uncharacterized. The record is from RefSeq and is a predicted model, not a curated record. Bases 1 to 1824 code for a protein of 607 amino acids. The transcript is spliced from 5 exons. Lineage: Eukaryota; Fungi; Ascomycota; Sordariomycetes; Sordariales; Lasiosphaeriaceae.